This is a messenger RNA of Macrosteles quadrilineatus (aster leafhopper), 757 nucleotides long. RefSeq lists its product as uncharacterized. The coding region runs from base 1 to 696 and encodes 231 amino acids. The record is from RefSeq and is a predicted model, not a curated record. NCBI's taxonomy places the organism in Eukaryota, Metazoa, Arthropoda, Insecta, Hemiptera, Cicadellidae. The transcript has 2 exons.
AUGAAGGCCGUGGUAGUGGUGGCUGUGGUGUGUGUGGUGUCUGUGGUAGGAGGUGUGGUGAACAGGCGGGACUUUGAACAUCAUCAACAUCAUGAGCACCGUGAACAAAUCAAGGGUAUAACCAUCGAAAAACAAGUCAAAGUCCCGGUGCCCUACACAGUCACCAAGGAGAUUCCUUAUCCAGUCAAGGUGUUAGUAGAGCGACCAGUUCCAUACCCGGUGCACCACCCCUACCCCGUGGAGUACAAGAGGUUAGUCCACUACCCCGUCAAGGAGUACAUCCCCGCGCCCUACCCUGUCUACAAGAAGCUGCACUACCCCGUCAAAUACCACGUGGUUCGACCCUACCCAGUCCAUGUGUAUAAACACUACCCCGUCCUGGUGGAGAAGAAGGUACCUUACCCCGUGGUCAAACACAUCGGCUACCCUGUCAACGUCCCCGUGGAACAUCCGGUCCCAGUGCGAGUUCCGGUAGUGAAGCAUGUUCCGUAUCCGGUCGAGAAGAAAGUGCAUUACGCAGUCAAGGUGCCUGUAGAGAAGAAGGUACCUUACGUCGUGGAGAAGCCCUAUCCUGUAUUGAUAGAGAAGAAAGUGCCUUACCCGGUAGUGAAGGAGGUGCCUUAUCCAGUCAAGGAGUAUGUCCCUGUACAUGAAGAGAGCGAAGGCUUGUCCAAGUAUCAUAGUCAGUACAGGUGAUUGUCGAGGUUAAUGAUGUGUACAAAUGUAAAGUAUUGUAAUAAAUGUGUAAAUACUCGUA